CUUUUAGUGUGACAUUUUUUCUGAAGUAUCUGUUGCUCGUUUAUCGAUACAGUCUCAUGUUGAUUGUUGAUAAACAAAACCCACCUGGUUAAGUAAAAUGUUGUGUGAUGUGUUUUUUGACAAAAUUGCUACCCUAAAUUCACCUGGAUGCUAUCAUCGUACUCGUGAAUUGAGCAGCUAAACUUAAUUUUUCUUAGAAAUAAUGGAUGAAGCGUCUUUUGAUAAUGUCGAUGAGGUGGUGAACCGGAGGCUUUGGGGAGAAAUGGAGCCUCGCACAGACAGUGCACCAAUCAGCUUGGAGCUACAGAAGAGCCUGAUCGCUAAGGCCAUGAAACAGGAGACCCUGAAAUUGUACCAGCCGUGUCUUCCAGUUGAUGCCGCAGUUGUCGAAGUUCCUUUGGAAGUUUGUAAAAUGGAUGACAAUUUGUUGGCAACCAUCAAACUGAUACAGCACUCAAAACGUUUAGCGGAGAUGAUACAAGAAAUCACUCCGAAACUCCGAGAUGCCACCUCAGCAGCUGGUCAUUCACAGACAUUAUCAAAUUUGAGCAAGAACUUCCCUCCCCCCGUACCAGCGAUGCCUGAUGUUCCUCCAGUGGAAGUGAAGAAUGUGAUAAACACACCCUUCAGACAUAUUAACAAGACUGACAGCCCAUUCUCGCUCGGCCAAGCUCCGCCCCAGUUUCGCCUGAACGCUGUUAACGCCAGGCACCUAUUGCGCAAAGCAGUGGCGACAAUAUUUGCUCAUGUUGGAUAUGAUACUGCGUCACAAGUGUUGCUGGACACCGUUACUGAUGUCGCAAAGCAGUAUAUCUUGAACUUCACUCGUCUCAUGCGGAUCGCUCACGAACACGAGAGUUUAUUGGGUCCUUCAGGAUUUCCUGAUAUCAUGGAACGUGUGUUCCACGACAUGAAGAUCGGCAGCAUGACUACGCUGCACGACUUCUACCAGAACCGAGUGAUUCUCCACCACCAGAAGGAACGCCAGGUUUGCCAGGACUUGACGAGCACGUAUGCAGAGCUGCGAGCAGAGUUCGUGAAGCUGGUGGGAGACAACCUGCCCAGGAGCUCGGUGAUGGAGGUGGAGGAGGGGGAGGGCGACGUGCCGGAGAUCCACUUCCCGGCGCUCGCGGACGACAGCGUCGCUGACCAGCUGCAGCCGUCGCUCAAGCCCGGCUUCCAGAUGCUGCAUAGCCUGGAGCAGGAGGAGCAAUUACAGAAUUUUGAAGCAGCUGAGGAAAUAGAACUCAUGGGAUCCCUGUCUCAAGAGGCACACGUUGCUACUCCCACAGAUAAUUCAUCCAUGUCUGUUUUGGGUUUUAAAACUAAGAAGUGGAUGACAGAGUGAAGAUUAUUUACUCAUGUUUGAAACUAUUGUUAAUUUAUCCAGUUAAUCAUGUAUAUUUUUAUUUUUGUUGUAAAAUAUCAUAUAUUUGUCCUGUUA
Messenger RNA from Bacillus rossius redtenbacheri, 1444 nucleotides. RefSeq names its product STAGA complex 65 subunit gamma-like. Bases 203 to 1348 code for a protein of 381 amino acids. The record is from RefSeq and is a predicted model, not a curated record. Lineage: Eukaryota; Metazoa; Arthropoda; Insecta; Phasmatodea; Bacillidae. Gene Ontology annotation, cellular component: SAGA complex. The transcript is spliced from 9 exons. Gene Ontology annotation, molecular function: protein heterodimerization activity; transcription coactivator activity.